Monascus purpureus is the source of this 1618-nucleotide messenger RNA. NCBI's taxonomy places the organism in Eukaryota, Fungi, Ascomycota, Eurotiomycetes, Eurotiales, Aspergillaceae. The record is from the annotation of a GenBank genome assembly.
CUGCAUUCUGUCAGGACCAAGAAAGGCCAAGAGGGACGAUCUAUAUACAGCCAUGGUAUUGCAAGGUACAAGGGGCGCAGCAGCUGGAAUGCUCCUGGGGGAAAGGGGUGAUGAUGGAGAAGUGAUGGCAGUAUAUCUAUGGGAUAUCUUUUAGAAGCUCUAUAGAACGUUAUUCAUAAUAGCAGACAAUCGUCUUGCUGUAUAUUAUGAAGUUCGCAGCUCUAUCCCUCCUUCUAGCCACCUCCCUGGCUCACGACGGCCUCGUCGAAACCAGCGAAUACAACUACACAGCAACAUCCGGUCCCCUGAACUGGCACCAUCUCAAUGAAACGACCAACUUACGCUGCGCAACAGGCAAGAAUCAAUCCCCGAUAGCCAUCCAAACGCAGAGCAUCGACUAUGCCGAACCGGGCUCUCUGCAUUUCAACGUUCUCCCGGCAGACCACGCCAAGUUCGAAAACCUGGGAUCCGGUCUUGAGGUCGUCUUGACGAACGGGUCUCUCACCACGGAGACAAAAGAGCACAAAGAGUACAAUUUGACGCAGUUCCACUUUCAUACCCCGAGCGAGCAUAGGGUGAAUGAUGAGUACUUUCCGAUGGAGGUACAUUUCGUCUUUAAAUCAGCCUCGGAAACCGCCGUCGUAGGCUUCCUCUUCCAACUCUCCGAACUGGGAUACUCGACGCCUCUCUUCGACUCAAUCUUCGACCGUGUUUACAGCAUUGCCGAGCCGGGGACGUAUACUUAUACCGACGAGCUGGAUUUCUCUGCUCUUGCGUCUCAUCUCCAUUCCCAUGGGGUAUACCGGUAUACAGGCUCCCUGACUACCCCGCCCUGCACGGAAGGCGUGGCGUGGUAUCUGAGUGCUGAACAGCUGCCGCUGAAUGUGCAGGGGUAUAACAAGGUGAAAAAGGUGCUCAAGUAUAAUGCGCGCUAUACGCAGAAUGUUUUGGGUGAGAGGAACCUGUUGGAGGUUGCUAAGCUGCAGUAAAGAGGGUGAUUGUUUGACUGUUAUAUAACUGCUCCUGGAGAAAUAGAGGCUGAGUAUCUUGCGUCCCUCCACUCCAUUUCAAAUGCUUGAUGCUUAUUCAGUUGCUCCCAUACUUCUUCCAGGUUUAGUGAGGCAAGGAUUGAGUUUUCAUGGUCCUUUCCGGAUAACCCUUCCAUCUGGAGUCGGGCCUCUUGAUACAUUAGUACUGGAUCUUAGUGACUGCUUUGGUUAAAUAGGGCAUAUUGGACCGCUUUUGGACUCUCUUGUGUGUAUGCUCAGAUAUUUCAAGCACUUGCCGUUGACAACUCUCCUCUUCGCCAUACUUCCAUUUCUGAUAUAGUACGGUGAGGCGGACCAGGAAUACCAGUGGCAGUCAUGUUUCUCGUCAAAAACCUCAUUGCUCCAAUGAAGUCCUUUCCGGAAGGCUUCCACGGCUUUUUGGGAGUCUUCCAGGCCCAUGUAACAGCAUCCUAGCUGAAGAAGACAAGCCGCUGUAUCCUCAUUUCUGCGCCCAGAUACUGCAUACGUGUCUGCAGUGCCUCUUCUGCCAUUUCCUUGGCGUAUCGAUACCGACAUCAUGGUGUCUCAUAUUCUGAUAGUUCUAAUUCAAUAUGGGCACGAUCCAGAAA